Messenger RNA from Cylindrotheca closterium, 1704 nucleotides. The record is from the annotation of a GenBank genome assembly. NCBI's taxonomy places the organism in Eukaryota, Bacillariophyta, Bacillariophyceae, Bacillariales, Bacillariaceae.
AUGUCAGACCAUCAAGAACCGAACGAAUCCUUUGGAUAUGAGGAGCAAGUAUUGGUGGAGUCUUACGGCGGUGUGACUGCCUUGCGUUUGGAGGCCUCUUCUCGAUGGAAUCCGAACACCAAGUUUCAUCCCUUUGGACAUCUCAACAAGCUCUUUGAAGUUGCAGACAAGAUUAUUGGAGUUGCUGAUGAUCUGAAUAGUCCUGGCCAAGAUGAUGAGGACCACCAACCCUUUCUAGAAAUGAUAAUGCAGAUAUCCAGCAGGGCCACACAAGACUUGCCGUCUUCCAAUAAGAAACGACUCGGUUUGGUUGCCACUAUGGAUGGGUCCCUGCCCACUGGUCCUUCUGGAUUUAUUAUUCAGAUCCGAUCCUCUCUACCUCCAUCUCCCUCCUUGACAACAAAAAUUGAAGCAAUGGUCCAAUCCUGGAUGAACGAGAGACUCAUUACAACACCAAUCUUGAACGCUUCCUGGGAUGUCGUUGCGGAACGUGGUGGUGGAAAAAAUGACAGCGACAGUCAGAAACCACCAACCACUUUGGUGCAAGUCUUUUUGCCCACCAAUGGUGCCGCGUGGAGUGCGGAUGCCUUGCAGCAAUCCUUUCGCGCCAGUCUCGGUUGCGAACAGCAGUCUCAGUUCAUGGGAAUUUCUGCCACGACAUGGUCGAAUCAGUUGGUGACUGGGGCUGCUUGGAACAAGCAAUUGUGGUGGAAAGUAUCGUCAAAAGAAAAGACAAGACGGGUAACAGUGGGGCUACAGUUGGAACAAGAAACGAAAAAUGCAGAGUCACUGUUAUCGUUGAUGGAGUCUUCCAAGACCUCUUGUUUACUGGGCAACCGAUCCAUCCAACAUGUUCAUCCAGCUUCUUCCUCCAUUUCACCACUACAAUCCUACAAAUUGGGUGCUUCAAAAGCAUUGGAAUCGAGUACCAUUGACCCCUUGGCUUCGGUCGACAUGGUCUUGCGCCGAACCUAUCCUCAAAAGGGACGACUGGAGACUUGGAUUACUGCUUCUAGCAACAACAUUGCAUCCUCGGAAUGCUCACUGCAGUUUCGACAGGUCAUUCCUCCAUAUCUGACUCCGUCCUGGCAGACUCUUGAAGUUCUUACCAGUAAGGAAGAUACACCCAAGAUUCAACCAUACGUCGAGUGGAUCGAAAAUGGCGCCAGUGUGGUGACUUUUUCGUUAGCAUCCAUAUCAGAAUCGUCGUUUACAGUCAUGAGCUUGGAGUAUGGUCCAAAAUUUGUCCCAUACGAUGACAUUCCUGGCGACCCAAACAGGGGACGUGAAUUGCCACCAGCAGUGGUUCAUAUUCAGUGCCCCCUCAAAAGUUUUGACUUGUACUCCAACUCGCCUCUGAUGCUUCCUCCUGUCCCAGAUAUGAGUAUGCCAUUUAAUGUGCUAUCCCUAUCUUGCAGUCUGUACGCCUACUUGAUUGGGACCAUCAUUUCCUUGCUGGUGAAACGAGCAUCCGAAAAAGUAACCUACAAACUGCAUCCUGAAAAGAAACCCAAGAGUAAAUUGGAAAAGUUGAAGGAGAAAAUCAAAUCGAAAUUAAACAAACUAAAGGGUGAAAAGAAUCAUCAGGAAACAGAUUCCAAGGAAGAUGGUGACAGGGACACAAAUGGCAACAACGAGAGCAAUGAAAAUAAACAAAACGAAUCAUUAUUGCCGGAGAACAAAACAAACAAAGGAACAGACUGA